Xyrauchen texanus (razorback sucker) is the source of this 7043-nucleotide messenger RNA. Its product is annotated as ubiquitin carboxyl-terminal hydrolase 10-like. Gene Ontology annotation, biological process: protein deubiquitination; DNA damage response, signal transduction by p53 class mediator; regulation of autophagy. Lineage: Eukaryota; Metazoa; Chordata; Actinopteri; Cypriniformes; Catostomidae. The transcript is spliced from 15 exons. The record is from RefSeq and is a predicted model, not a curated record. Gene Ontology annotation, molecular function: cysteine-type deubiquitinase activity; cysteine-type endopeptidase activity. Gene Ontology annotation, cellular component: cytosol; nucleus. Bases 230 to 2812 code for a protein of 860 amino acids.
GCAGCACAAGGCGCGAGAUAAAGAUGGCGGCGACGGUGGGGGAAACAGCGUGAUAUGCUGAAGUAGUGGCACUGAACCAGAGUACUACCACUGUAUAAAAUGGAUAACAUGUCGCAGUAGGUGUUUACUGGUAAUACCAAGUACUACAAACUCACCGUAACCCCCCCACCCCCCCCUUUCCCCCGAGAGAGCAUUCAUCCUGUGAUUGUGGAGAAAUCACCGGGAGAGCAUGGCUUCUGCGCACAGUAACCAGUACAUCUUCGGGGAGUUCAGCCCGGAUGAGUUCAAUCAGUUCUUUGUGACUCCCCGUUGUUAUGUUGAGCUUCCCCCCUUCAAUGAUAAAGUCUCCUGCGUCAGUCAUCCCUCAGGAGGUUACUGCACUCCUGCUGUGCCUUACAUAACGGAAUCAUUGAGACGGCAGGUUUGCGGAGACGACUACCAGCAUAUAGAGUUUGGCGUGGAUGAGGUAAUGAAUGCAGAGCCAGUGGCAAUGAAAGACUCUCUGUACAAAGUGUCUAGCAUUCUUAAUCCUCAGGCCCCUGAGUUCAUCUUAGGCUGCCAACCAUCUCAGAUGGCCCUUCCCUCAGCCUCGCCGGUUGCUGAUAUACCAGAUGGCGCAGAUUUCAACUCCCUGUGCUGCGACAACUCUGAGACUUCAGUCCUGGGCAUCCAUCAGACCUGCUCUGACAUGGAUGGGGUUUCUGGUGGCUUGGGACAACGAAAGAAAAAGAAAAAACGGCCACCGGGAUACUAUAACUACUUGGAAGGUUGCAACAUUAACAGCACUGGUCUAGCUGCAGAAAGCAUUGGGGGGUCGGGGCUGGUAAAUGGACACACUCCAAAUGCUCCGGGCUCAGAGGACAUGUUGGGGGAUGAGCACAUUCCUCCUGCAACAUGCGCAUUAUCGAAAGCCCAAAAUGCCCCUACUAGGACUUGUGAUAGCCCUGACAAUUCAUCGUUGGACUUGUCAAGCAGAGAUGCCUCUUUGUCAGACAGAAACGGAGCAGCUUCUUUGUCUACUUCAUCUUCGUCCUCUCAAAGCAGUGGGGUGGCACAGAGUGCCAGGACUGCAGAGCAGCAUGCAGAACACCUAGCUCUGGAGAGCACAGUACUCUUUGGUAAUGGAGGUCAUAGCCCUUCUCCACCAUCUCCCAUUCCCCCCUCUGCUGCUGUGGCCAGCCCCACUGCCACCACAAUUCCUGCAACUACUGAUGAGGGGGUGGCCGAGGGCUCAGGGGAGGCUAACGGGCUGCCAGAGAUGGCCCCGGCUGCUGGAGCCACAGACAUACUCAAAGACUCGUCUGAAACAGGCAAGGAGCGGUCUGCCUCUGUCACCCUUCUUCCCUUAGACUGUGAAGUCCAGCCGGUAGUCUCGGCCGCUCCCCCUGCAGCACCUGUUUGCAAUCCCCCAAAAUCCUGGGCCAGCCUCUUUCACAACUCCAAGCCUCUGCCUGGAGGUCCUCAAGCGUAUGUUGAGGUUAAGAGCGUGCCUGCAGUGGUUGCGCUCACCCCGGCUGCCACAGAGUUGCCUGAGAAGCCCAGCGAAGUGCGCGAGGGCCCCGUGUCUGUGUCUGAAGACCCUAUGUCCCCAAAGUUGGCAGAACUAAUCGAGAAUGUGAAGUUGAUACACAAACCAGUGUCUUUGCAACCAAGAGGACUGAUAAACAAGGGAAACUGGUGCUAUAUCAAUGCUACCCUGCAGGCCCUGAUUGCAUGUCCCCCCAUGUAUCAUCUGAUGAAGUCUAUUCCCCUUUUUAGCGAGACGCAGAGACCCUGCACAUCCACACCCAUGAUGGAUAAUUUUGUCCGGCUUGUGAACGAGUUCAGCAAUAUGUCCGUCUCUUCCAAGAUCAAACUGCAAGCUGCUGGAGAGAAGAUGAUAAAAGACAUAAAACCAGGUGUUCCUUUUGAACCCACAUAUAUCUACAAACUCCUCACCCUCAUCAAAUCAAGCCUUUCUGAGAAGGGUCGUCAGGAGGAUGCGGAGGAGUACCUUGGUUUCAUACUAAACGGACUGCAUGAGGAAAUGUUGGCACUGAAGAAGCUUAUCUCUCCACAGGAUGAGAAAGCCCCCACACCAAACGGCCCUGAGUCUCAGCCUGGUGUGGAAGAAGACCCUGCUGAGAAAAAGGAAGAGGGCAGUGAGGAUGAGUGGGAGCAAGUUGGACCCAGAAACAAAACAUCCAUUACCCGUCAGGCAGACUUCAUCCGCACUCCCAUCACAGAUAUAUUCGGAGGCCACAUCAGAUCUGUGGUAUACCAGCAGAGCUCAAAAGAAUCUGCCACCCUGCAGCCCUUCUUCACGCUGCAGUUGGACAUCCAAUCAGAAAAGAUCCGCACAGUUCAGGAGGCCCUGGAGGUACUGGUGGCACGGGAGUCCGUUCAGGGCUACACCACUAAGAGCAAACAGGAGAUUGAGAUCAGUCGGAGAGUGACUCUUGAAGAGCUUCCUCCAGUGCUGGUGCUUCACCUCAAGAGAUUUGUCUUUGAGAAGACCGGUGGAUGUCAAAAACUGGUCAAGAAUAUCGAUUACCCUGUUGAUCUGGAGAUCAGUAAAGAUCUCUUGUCACAGGGGGUGCGGAGCAAAAUCUUUAAAGGCCAAAGAACCUACAGGCUCUUUGCAGUUGUCUAUCACCAUGGGAACAGUGCCACGGGUGGCCACUACACUACAGAUGUCUUCCACAUCGGUUUGAACGGCUGGCUGCGCAUUGAUGACCAGGCGGUGAAAAUUAUCAAUCAGCACCAUGUGGUGAAGCAGACUUCAGAGCGCACUGCUUACCUGCUAUACUACCGUCGAGUGGACCUGCUGUAGAAUCCAUACACGCACAAUACAAACAUGCACACAUUUACAUACAGACAUGCACACAAUCGCACACUAACACAUCCACACGUGUCUCAACAAGAACACUGCCCAACUUCACAAUUGUCCUUCCUCUUUCAACCCUGCUAUUCCAGAGAGCCAGCUUUUCCAACUUUUUUUUUUUUUUUUUCCGAAAAAGAAGACUACAACAAACGUAUCUAAAGACUUUCCCUGAAAUGGUGUCCGCCCCUCAACAUAUGACUUUGCGUGGGUCUGGAAGAGGAGAAAUGUUAGCACUGGAGAAGGCUCCAGUUUGGAGAGACGGACCUGAAACACUGCUAAUAUCCACAGCCUCGUGUUGACUGGCCCAAGUGGAUCCCCACCAAAAGAACCAGUUGAGGCUGAAAACUGAUGGACUGCUGGAGAAAAUCAUUCUUUUUCUUUUCUGUUUUUGUUUAAUCUACCUUUUUAAAUGGCAUAGAGAAAAAAUAGUGUUUUGCCUUUUAGCGAAGGGAGUUGUCGCCCUAAGUUGCAGCAGUUCAGUGGAGCCUGUUAAAUUGACAAGAGCAUAAAUGAGGCCCAGCACCAGCGAGCUACUGAAAUUUGUGUAGAUCUGUGAGUUUCUCGACUCUUCAAGCAAGACAUUCUACUUCAACUCCUCGUCCCCAUUUUGCUCACAAUCCUGACACUUUCAGAUCUAAAUUACAUUGAGUCAUGGAAAAGAUAGCGGGCUGGAGAAAGGGUGCUGCAGUGUGCUGAAAUGGGGGAAAUAAAAGCAAAACAAGACAAAAAAAAAAAACAUAAAAAUUGGCUGCUUUGUUUGAGAGAACCUCCUGUGAUUUUGGGUGUAGGAUUGAAAUGACUCUUACAAUUUUAAUGCGCUUUAGGAUAUACAAGAUUAAAAAAAAGCUUUGUGCACGAGAAAAUAUAAAACUGGUCAAUAAAAAUGUGGAUGUGCUUUUUGCACAUUUCUUGCAGAUAUUUACGUUUUAAAAAGUAUUAUAAAAAGGAAAUGCAAAAAUCUAAAUUUUGGUGACGAUCACCUUGAGCUCCCUGGGGGGGUUGCGCUUGAUCUUUAGGCUUUCUAUGUACUUUCUCACACACUUUAAUGCUGGUAAGAUGGCAGUGAUGUCUGAGAUUCCAUCAUGAACAUUAACAGAAUUAAAAUUUUAGGGCGAACUAUUCCAUUAGUGUACACAGCCUCGUGUCAUUCCAAACCCAUAUGACCCAUCUAUGAGGAACAAAAAAGAAUAUUUCAAGGAAGUUUCAGUCCAUCUUAUGAAUACAAUGCAACUGAUAGUGACUUGCUUUAAAGCUUAAAAAGGACCAAAAUGUGUCAAUCCAACUUGUGCGUCAUAUUACAAGUCCUCUGAAGGCAUAGAAUAGGUUUAGGACUUAAAACAUCAGAAAUUGUCACGUGAACUCCUGUGCGACUUUCUUUUUUUUGUUUUUUUUUUUCAGGCUCUUCAGAAAUCCUACGUAUGUCUUCAGAAGACUUAGAAUAUGAUGCAUGAGUUGCAUUGACUACUCAUGACACAUUUUGGUCCCUUUUAGGAUUUAGUCACUAUCAACUGCCAUUGUAUUGGAAAAAAUAGACCAGAACAUAAAUAUUCUCCUUUUGUUACGCUUAAGAUAGUCCUACUUGUUUGAAAUGUCAUGAGGGUAAAUUUUGAGUAGUAAAUUUGACAGUUUUAAUUUUUGGUGAGGUAUUCUUUUAACCCACAUUUAUUUUUGUCACAUUCUUCAGUAGUUCUUCUGUUAGUUUAUUACUGUAUCAUUUGAAUAAGUUAAUCAGCUUUCCGCUGCCUGCCUUUUGAUGUCAGUAGAGCAGCAAGAACUGAGCCACUCCUGCAAAGGUUAAAGGGAGAGCUGUAUUGAGACAGGUGUAUAAUAUGGUCUUCAUCCUAUUCUGUGUGUUAGCCCGCUCCAAGCAGUCAGCCUGUCAUUUACAUGUUGAGGCUUUGUGUGCAGCUCUGAGGAUAAUUAAAGAAUGGGCUGCAAGAAAUGUCUCUGAUGGCUGUGUUGUCACCAGAUGAGAGCCAACCUGUAUUCUGUUGAUUUUUGAUGGUGAUUUAUUUUUUUUUUUCUUUCUUAUCUCUCUUUAGUACCCUUCAAUUUGUUUCAUUUGAAUAGAUAUUUUGAAAGAAAAUGACCCAAGGUUAAAGCACAACAAUGAUUAAAGCUGUACGAGUACUUUGCUUGACCAUACAUUUUUCAUCUUACAUUUGUUUUAUUUAAAUUUGAGAUUUCCAUACAAUAAAAAUACAAUUUACAUGAAGAGCAUUUAUAUCCAUGAAAUAACUAAUGGUUUAACUGGCUUCUACCCCUUUUAUCUAAACCUCUAUCAAAAUCCUUAGUUCAUGUAAAGGAAUAGUUCUCCCAGAAAUUAAAGUCCUGCCUUUUCACCUUCAUGCCAUUCCGAACCUGUUCCAAAAGACAUAAGAGGUUUCAGUGAAUCUCAUGUCAGUCUUGUCAAGACAUUGUCAAUGGAUGUCUCACUUUAAAACUUUGAGUACCCCAAAGAAUCAUUAAAUUAAUCCUUACGACUAGUGUGUCAUAUUCCAAGUCUUCUAAAGGGAUACUAUAGGUUUCGGCAAGUAACGACCUGAAAUUUAAGUCACUUUUCAGUGUAAAUCUUGAUGUCUGUUGCAUGUUUAUGAGCUAUGAAAGAAGCUUGUUCAUAGUGGCUUUUGUUAUAGUGUGAAAAACAUGCUUUUUUUUUUGCAAAACUAUUUUGUAAAUGUGGGCUACUGUGAACAAGUUUUUCUCUUGAAGUUGUACGAGUUUCACUAGAAAAAUGGCUCAAAAAUGGAAUGCCUUAGGAAGACUUUGACUGAAUGAAAGUGCAUUAUUUUAUACUUUUGGGUCCUUUUUAAUGCUUCAAAGUGAGUCACUAUCCACUGUCAUUAUGUUGAAAUGAUGGCCUGCGAUAUUCAUUAAUCAUCUUUUGUGUUCCGCAUUAGAUCGUCAAAUGGGUUUGAAAGGAUAUGAGAGCGAGUAAAUGAUGUCAGAACUGUAAUUUUUGGGUGAACUUUUCAUUUUGAUUCCUUUUUUAAUAAAAGGUACACCUCUGACAUUAGACUAGUAGUGUUAACUAAUUGUUCCCACAGAUUUAAAAUCCAAGUAUAUAUUUCCCAUCCAUCUGAAUGAGCUUAUUUUGUCAUACCAGCACUUGAGUGCACUUCGAAUAUCCCACAAAUCAGUUCAAUCCUGAAAUGUUAUACAAAAGCGGUCAAUUUUUCUGGUCAAUUCUUUGUAUUUACAAAUGCCAAGUAAAGUUUUACUCAUGUGUCCUUUUCAACUUAAAUUUGGUUAUUUGAAUCUACAGAAGGACUAAAGGAGUACCCCCCCCGCCCCCCACCACCACCACCACCAAGUGAAACCAAAGGAUACAUAACUUGUAUAAACAGAAACUAUUGCCUCUUAUGUUUGCUAUAAGAUAAAAUGUAUAAGUAUUUUCCCUCAAACCCUAGUCUUGAUACAAUAUGCACCACUAUGAACUUUAAUAUAGUUGACACAUGCAUAUCAUUAUGAAGAAGAGCAUUCAGAAAAUCACUAUUCCUAAGUGUUGGUUAAUAUGUGUUGACGCUACUUGGUUGCAUCCAAUGCAUUCAUCGUAUCUUGUUUACUUCUUUUUCAAGGUGAAGAUUUUCCUUGUAUUAGUUACACCCUUGAGACUGUUUCAUUCUCUUCCUUCAGUAUAAUAUCUCAGUCAGGGAAAGUCCUGGUGAAUGGCUACAAAAGAUGUCUGUCUUUUCAUUUUGUGCUUCCUAACCCUUGUGUCUGCUGAGAAAUUGAUGCAUUGGGAAAUUGAGCUAAAUACAAACUAUAUCAUGUGUCUAAUCCUCAGCCUUCUACUUUUUUGUCAACUGUUCAAAUAAAAACUAAAUAAAUUGUGGCCGAGUUAUUUCUAUAGCCGAUCAGGAGGCUUACAAAUGAGGCUGUGCAAACAUUACCCCCUCUCUUAAGGAAUGUGCUGCGUAACCUUGAGCAAACAUUAAAUAAAAGGAAAGCGAUCUUCUCAAUACCCCAUUAGCAUGUAUUGUAGACUAACCAGAUGAGUUGUAUUUUAAAAUAGUAUAUUUUUUUAUUUAUUUUUUUAACUCGUGCUUACAUUCUCAUUCUGACCAACUUGCAUGCACUUGUGGCUCAAUUGGCUGCCUGCUAGUCCAGUGUGCAGUUUUUGGUUGGGUGACUUCUCUGUUACUUUCUCAUUGAGGCUCCAGGAACGUGGGUAUGGUCA